This is a messenger RNA of Sinocyclocheilus grahami, 6339 nucleotides long. RefSeq names its product leucine-rich repeat serine/threonine-protein kinase 2-like. The transcript is spliced from 38 exons. Bases 22 to 5286 code for a protein of 1754 amino acids. NCBI's taxonomy places the organism in Eukaryota, Metazoa, Chordata, Actinopteri, Cypriniformes, Cyprinidae. Gene Ontology annotation, biological process: protein phosphorylation. The record is from RefSeq and is a predicted model, not a curated record. Gene Ontology annotation, molecular function: ATP binding; protein binding; protein serine/threonine kinase activity.
UGAUGUCAGAUACAGAAGAGCAUGGCUGAUAAAGAGGAGCUAGGGAUCAGGCUGAAGAAGCUGCUGGUGAGGUUGAACCUUCAAGAGGGGAAGCAGUUGGGCACCAUGGUCCAGAUCAUACAGGACCUCCUGUUCCUGUCCCACACGGAUCACUGUGUUGAGCUGUUUUCCGAUCAGGACGUCCACAUGCCUCUGAUGCUGGUGCUGUCCUCGCAUUUCAACAGCAAAGUGCAGCAGGUAGGCUGGUCUCUGCUGUGCCGUCUGAUGGAGAUCUGUCCCAACACUCUGGAUAGUCUGGCCAACCCAGAUGAAUAUGAGUUUACUGAGGUGCACAAGCAGAUUCUUAAGGUGCUUUCAAUGUAUCGUAAUGACUCCAGGAUGAUGAUGGUGGGCUUGAGAGCUCUGGCUCUCCUACUGAAGUCAGAUGAGAUUGUGAUGCAGGUUCUAGAUGAGGAGGAAGUGGAUGUGUUUUCCGUGGUUCUGGAGGCCAUGGGGUCAUUUAAUGACAAAGAAGAGGUUCAGCUACAGGGAUGUGCUGCUUUACAACUACUGCUGCAAACAGUUUCUGAUGCUCAUCUGGUGGAGUUCAUUGAGAACAAGGACCACGAGGUGGUUUUGGAUGUGCUCAGGCGGUUCAUGGACAGUGAGAAUGUGGUACUGCAAGCUCUGAGGGUCCUCAUACCACUGGCUGCUCCAGCCAGCAAUAUUGAGAUUCUGAUGUCCAAACCCAUUAAAUGCUACAGUCUGCUGUGUCAGGCCAUGGACAUGUGGCUCGACUCGGAGGCUAUACAGGAGACUGGAUGCCGUUUGUUACUGAAAUUCACAUCAGAGAGCUACUAUAACAUACUGGUGCUGAAUGGUGUCCACAAGGUGGCGGUGAAAGCAUGUGUCUCUUAUCCUGAGAAUGCCACAGUGCAGACCACUGCCCUUUCCUGCCUGAGCGCGCUCGCGGAGUGUAUUGUACAGAAUGAAGGGCUGGACAAAGAGUGGAACGAGGAGGACGAGGCGAAACAGAAAGAAGCCACUCGAGGAGAGGAGAUGCUUAUCUGGAGAGAGGCCUGUUAUACUGCUUUAGAGAGACAUGCUGACGAUGCUGCAGUGCAGGAAGCUGCAUGUUGGGCUUUAAACAGCUUGCUGCUACAUUACCACUCAUUCAACCGUGUGGAACUGGAAGGAAGGCCUCCUCUUCAUUCUGUCAUCAUGGCUGCCAUGCUUUUGCAUUCAUCCAGUGUGGAGGUUUUCCAAGCUGCUUCCUGUACACUACGCACACUAAUACAGCACCACAGCAGGAUGAGGGCUCUGCUGCUGUCACAUGGCAUUCAUGUCAACCUUGUGCAUCUGAUGCGGAAACACGAGAGCUCCAGCGCUGUGUGUGAAAGUGCCUGCAAACUGCUUCACACACUCUUCCAGGGAGCGAGGGCCAGUCUAGAUGACGCGACCCUGAUUCUCGGUCAGAUCCCGACUGCUCUGAAAACACAUAACUUCGUUCCUGAAGUUCAGCUGGAGGGUCUCAGAGCGAGUUUAGUUCUUCUCAGCCCAGACAGGAGUUUAAGAGAACAUGGCACCUCAGUGGCGGAUCCUGAGAUGGUGGACGUGUCCCUGCGGGUGCUGAAGAACCAGUGUGUACUUGAGGGAGCUCACACUGUCUAUCUAGAGGCACUUAAUAGGUUUAUCAGUAGUGAGGAGAUUCAAGAGUGUGGACUUGGUGUACUCUCAGCACUAGCUGACAGUUCUGGAGCGGUUGACCUCAUGUGCCAGCAGGGAGCGAUAGAUACGGUUCUUCAUACGCUGCAGAUGUUUCCACGUGAGCGUGAUGUUCACUACUGGGGUCUUAGUCUUCUGUUUCACCUCAUCUCUAAGAAGAAGCUCUCUCGUAUGAUGGUGCCUGUACUGGCAUCAGUUUUGGUCAGCUCAGUACGUCAACACAAUGAGGACACAGUCAUGCUUCUAAAGGGUUUCCAGGUGGUGUGGAAGUUAUUGGACACCUGCUCUAGUGCCGCAGCAUGGCUGCAAAAAGAAGACUUCGAGAAAGACAUCUUCCAGAUCCUCCGGGAAAAUAUGGCAGACCAGCGCAGAGAUCCAUUGCAGGCAGUGAGUUGCCUGUGCCUGUCUAAGAUGGUGGUGGACAGUGAGAUCAUGUAUGCCCUGUUGGAGAGAGCGUGUGAGGACGGUGACGUGGACAUGGCAGAGUGUCUCAUCCUGCUGGGCGCUGACAUCAACAAGAAAUCAAAGAGCGAUUCGCUCAUAUAUCAGGUUUGUGAUCGGGGGGCUCCUCUGGUUUUGCUGGAGCUGCUGGUUUCUGCAGGUGUUCAUGAGCAGCAGUUACGUGGAGCUCUGAGCGUGUGUGUCAGGAGGGGCGAUGACCCUGCGGUCACCCUCCUCCUCACCCGUCUGGGGCUGGACCACACCAACAAUGCCCUGUGCCUCGGGAGCUUCCGCCUCGGAAAAAUGAAGGCGAUGUGGCUCAGCGCACUGCUCUCGGAGCGCAAAACCCAGACUCCAAUAAACAAGAAGAACAGUGAGUCUAUCCAGGGUCAGCCGGUAAUGGGGCAGCUGAUUCCAGAGUGUUAUGUGGAGUUGGAGAGGAGAGUUUUACAGGAGAGGUCACAUGUACCCACUGAUUUCCCAGUGCUCAGACACAGCAGACUACUGGAGAUCAUACAGGAAACACAGCUGCAGCUAGAGGAGGGAGAGUUACCCCACGCUAUCCACUUCCUCAGCGAGGCUGGUGUCCUGUUUCACUUUGAUGAUCCAGUGCUUCAGCUAAAGGAUUUGUAUUUCAUUGACCCACAAUGGCUUUGUAACCUCAUCUCACAGACGUUGACUCUGAGGAGCACUGGUCAGUGGGACACCACUAGAGGAGUGGUGCAGCGAACCACUGUCGAAAAGUUUCUGAACAAAAGUCGCUGUUUCCCCAAGGAUCAUCUGACUCAGUACUUCAAACUAUUGGAAAAGUUUCAAAUAGCCCUGCCCUUCGGAGAUGACCAGUUACUUAUACCUAGCAGCCUGUCAGAUCAAAGGCCGGUGAUUGAGCUUCCUCACUGUGAGAAUUCAGAGGUGAUUGUUCGGCUUUAUGAGAUGCCGUACUUCCCCAUGGGCUACUGGUCCAGACAGAUCAGCCGUCUGUUGGAAGUGUCUGCUUUCCUGCUCUAUGGCAAAGAGAAAGCAUUGAGACCAAACCGGAUCUACUGGAGGAAGGGCAUCUAUCUGAGCUGGUCUGCUGAAGCUUACUGUCUGGUGGAGGCCUUGUCUCUAGAAGAGAACCCUGCUAGCUUCAUCAAGGUCACCGUCCCCUGCUCUCGCAAAGGUUGUGUGUUGUUUGGGCAGGUGGUGGAUCACAUUGACUCUCUGCUGGAGGAAUGGUUUCCAGGCCUCCUCACCACUGAUGUCCGUGGCACUGGAGAGACACUGCUUAAGAAAUGGGCUCUUUACAGCUUCAGUGAUGGACAAAACUGCCAGAAGAUGCUGCUGGAAGAUCUACUCUCCAGCAUCAAUGCAGAUGGUUUGCUGGUGAACCCAGAGGACCCCAGCUGUACUCUGCCCAUCUCUCAGAUCUCUCCAGACCUGGUAUUGAGUGACCAGCCAUCCAGCACCAUACUGGAUCCAGAGCAGCUGGAGAUGGAGCUCUCUAUGGAGUAUAGGUUGGGAGAUGGAGGCUUCGGCUCUGUAUAUAAAGCCGUGUACAAGAAUGAAGAAGUCGCUGUGAAGAUUUUCAAUAAACAUGCAUCUACACUUUAUGUUCAUCGGCUGGUACGGCAGGAAUUGGCGGUACUUGGCAGACUGUGUCACCCCAGUCUGGUGGGGCUUUUGGCUGCCAGUUGUAACCCAAACAUUCUUGUGAUGGAACUCGCCCCAUAUGGCUCUCUGGACUCGCUUUUUGAGCGUGAAAAUAGCAGUCUCAGACGCAAGCUACAGCACAGGAUAGCACUUCAUGUGGCAGAUGGUCUCAGAUAUUUGCACUCAUCGAUGAUUAUCUACCGAGAUCUGAAGCCACACAACGUUCUGUUGUUUAACCUGAAAACGGAUGCUGAGGUCAUUGCUAAAAUCACAGACUAUGGCAUAGCGCAGUACUGCUGCAGUAUGGGCGUCCGCAGCUCAGAAGGAACACCGGGUUUUAGAGCACCGGAGGUCGCCCGAGGUAAUGUCAUCUAUAACGUCCAGGCAGAUGUAUAUUCAUUUGGUCUGCUGCUGUAUGACCUAAUGACCUACGGCGAGCGGAUAUCGGAUGGAAUGAAGUUUCCCAGUGAGUUUGAUGAGGUGGCUGUGCAGGGAAAACUACCAGAUCCAGUUAAAUAUUACGGCUGUUCUCCAUGGCCAGGGUUUGAGUCCUUGAUGAAGGACUGUUUGAGAGAAAACCCACAGGACAGGCCUACAUCUGCGCAGGUGUUUGAUCGUCUGAAUUCUGUAGAGAUGCUUUGUCUAAUGCAAGAGCUGACUUUGAUGAGUUUGCCGGGGGAGUGUUUCACUGUCUCUAGUGCCAGCGGAGGUGCAAACGGAGGUGACAAUACCCGUGUGUGGAUUGGAGGUGGCAGUUGCAGCCAGAAAUUGGGCUGUGUGACAUCACUGGAUCUGGAGACGGGGGGAAGCUUGAGCCAGGAGAUUGCCAGCAGUCCUAUCCUCUGCAUGGUGAUCAUCAGAGCUCCAGGGUCAUGCAGUGACUGGUUAGUUGCUGGUACACAGUCAGGUUCACUCUUCAUCAUGGAUACUGUAAACGCAGAGGUUCUGCACUGUCUGAAGAGUGUGAAGGAUUCUGUGACAUCGCUGUACUUUCACAUUCACAGACACUUUAAGAAUUACCUUUUGGUCGGGACAGCAGAUGGAUCACUAGUCAUUUAUGAAGAUUCAGUCUUGAAGGUGAAGAAUGGUGGUCCAGUGAAAACAUUGCAGGUUGGUGAUGUGAACACUCCUCUGAUGUGUCUUGGUCCAUUCAGUCAUACUCAAGAGUGCAAAGAGCUGUGGGCUGCCUGUGGCAGCAGGGUGUUCUCACUCACAGUGGAAUACGACAUCUGUAGAAGCAUAGACACCAAACCCAAACUGCUGUACCCAUUCCGUUUUUAUUGUGGAAAACAGCUUAAACUUACUUUUUCUGCUAAAGACCGAAAGAAUGUUAUUAUAGUACUGGGUAGACGGCAACGCGUGUCACAAGACCAAAUCAAAACACAAGCGGAGGACUCGGUGCUGAGCGUGUGGAACAGUUCACUUCCUCUGGAGGUCAGAGAUCUGAUCAGACACUGUGAGCUGCGGGACAAGAUCACCGGCAAACUGAGAGAAACGCUCCACAACUGAUCGUCCACUCGGUCUGCGCAUCGUUUCCUGAGAGAGCUGAGAAACACGUAACAUUACUGUUUGCAACAUUUGAAGGCACGUAACUAAAAGUUCCAUUGUCUACUGUCAGUAGUGCAGAAUGAAGCACAGAGCUCAUGUUCAGACGAAGCAGAUGUCUGUUGGUCAACACGGUCAGUUUGCACAAAUUCCGGGUUUCAGUCGAAGCGACUGGAUUUCGCCGGUGAAGGAGCAACAGUUAAUGCCACCGAACCUUUACUGUUUUGAAAAGGGACCCAUGUGAAAAUGCAGUCUGUUUUAUAUAGUCAAGGGAAACAUUUCGUAUGUUUGGAUUAUACAGAAAACCAAAAUGAAAAUGGCAAACACUUGAGUUAGCUUUAUUAUUUUAUAGUAUGUAUUCAUGAUAUGAAGCCAUAAGAGCAGAGCAGAAAGCCAUCAUUUAUCAAAAAUCUCUCCAAUACCUCUUAUGCAAAUGUAUCAUGUUUAGUUUCCGCUACGAUACAAUAGUCGCUACUGUUGUUAGCAUCACGGGAGCACAGUGAAUGAGCCGCUAGAGGUAACUAGCACCACACUUCUCUCUUAGCGGUAGCAUGCUAAGCUAAGUUAGCCUGUCCUGCUACAACAGAAAGAGACUGUGUCUGUCAUAAAAAAACCAAGAUUAUGAAAUCUUGCACUUUUGAAGGAAAUCCCACAUUAAUGCUAGUAAUGCAAAAUAUGUCAAAUUCCAGAAUUGGUUUUGAGGUCUAUUUAUGAAGUCUCUGUGUUCAUUGUUUGGAAAUGAAAUUAUAUGAGGAGUAAUCCAUUGCUAAAUUUUGAGCAAUAAGCUAAUAAAUGACACUACACACAUUCUCUGACCUUUUGUGAAUUACAAUCACAUUAUAUUUAAUGAUCACAAUAAGCCAGUGAUUAAAGACUUUUACAAAAUAUAACUGGAGAACAAGCCAUAGAUAACGAUGCUAUGAUCAUAUUUUUGUUUCAAAUAUGACCUUUUACUGUUGUUAUUUUUUUGUGGGAGUUGUGGGAAUGCAAAUAUCAUUGAUGAUUUAUAUUUGUAUG